UUUAUCAAACAAAUAAUGUAUCAAGCCUAUAAAACUUUUCCGUGUGUGGAAGUGUAAUAAAGUCCUUCAAGUCAAGAAAACUACUAUGGCAAAGUAAAAUACGUCUCAUUGCCUACAUUAAGUAUCAGUGAACAAAAUCUCUAUAAUCCGAUAUUCCUAACUAAACAUGUCUCUCUAUACUGGUUAUUGCCAAACGUUCGUUCUCAUAUUUGCAUUUGCCUUAGCAUCAAAAUAUUAUUACAAUAAUUAUUAUACGAAGAAUAGGAAACAAACCAAGAAGGAAAUACAUGAGGUUAUCAUGUUCUCACACGGCACAGGAGUUCUUAAAAAAAGCAAAUACUCUAGAUGUAUGAUAACGCAGAGUAUGGAUAGAUUGUUGUUCUACCUGAGCACUCCAAGGUAUUCUUUGGACAUAUGCAUGUAUGUAUUUACUAACUUGGACUUGGCCAACGCUAUCAUUAAGCUACAUUACAAAGGUGUUAAAAUAAGGAUGAUAAUUGAUGCCGACAUGGCCUACUGCAGUGGUUCUAAUGUAAAGAGAUUGGAGAAGCUGGGGGUACCAGUAAGAUGGAUGAAAUCUACAAAUUUGAUGCAUCACAAGUUUUGCCUCAUAGACACACAGUCUGGAGAUGCUGACACAACUUCUUUAUUUAUAGGAGGUUCUUUGAAUUGGACAAAUCAAGCAUUGCAUGGUAAUUGGGAAGAUGUGCUGGUUACAUCACAAGAAGAAAUUGUGUGUCAAUACAAAGCUGAAUAUGAAAGACUAUGGAGUAUGUUUAGGCCAGUGAUAGAUUUACUGUGAUUUAAUAUGAUGAGAUGAGAUACAUGGUUGCAUUUGAAUGAUCAGUCAGUGGCGGUGUUAGUCUAUGCAGCUUCAGAGUAUUAGACACCUCUUGGGAGUUUCAGGAAUUAUUUUCAAUGAAGCAGGGGUGUCCCCACGCUGUGUCUCAUAGGAUCAGGCCCCCAACUGCAUUGCAUAUUUGUGUAAUAAGAAAUGCCUCCACUGAAACAAUUAAAAUGUUAAAUACAUUUUCUUUUUUCU
This is a messenger RNA of Chilo suppressalis (striped riceborer), 1042 nucleotides long. NCBI's taxonomy places the organism in Eukaryota, Metazoa, Arthropoda, Insecta, Lepidoptera, Crambidae. The record is from the annotation of a GenBank genome assembly.